Anopheles merus is the source of this 1617-nucleotide messenger RNA. RefSeq names its product syntaxin-17 (gene Syx17). The coding region runs from base 411 to 1352 and encodes 313 amino acids. Gene Ontology annotation, biological process: intracellular protein transport; vesicle fusion; exocytosis. Lineage: Eukaryota; Metazoa; Arthropoda; Insecta; Diptera; Culicidae. The record is from RefSeq and is a predicted model, not a curated record. Gene Ontology annotation, cellular component: SNARE complex; autophagosome membrane; endomembrane system. Gene Ontology annotation, molecular function: SNARE binding; SNAP receptor activity. The transcript has 2 exons.
GCUAGAGAAAAUGAGCGAGAUGCAGCUCUUUUCGAACGUCAAAAACCCUCGCCUUGCCCUACGGGGUCAAAAACAAUAACAAAUCCCCCCCGUGUCGUAUGAUUCAGCCUCGAAAACAAGGCGCAAGGGAAAGGAACAGAGUGUAGAAACUAAUUCCGCGCCCACCCCUCUUCCGUGUCACGAUCGAUUUGCGUUCUUUGUUUCCACUUUCGAUUUUGAUAAGAUUUGACGUGAAUUCGUUGUUUUGAUUGGGCCCUAUUUCUGUGUGUGCUUGCUGCGUCGUUAUCGCUGCACAUAAGCGUACGGGCCCUUGUUUGGCCCCAAAUCAGAACAGUGCCCAGAAGGAUAGUGAUCGCAAGAACGGAACAACGUAAAAGCUGCUCCACACAGCACAAACACACACAUACACCAUGGAACCGAACGACGGGGACGAGAAAAUCCCAUUAAAGCUGGCACAAAUAUCGAUCGACAAGUUUAACCAGACGAUACCACAGUACCUGACGGUGCUGCGAAACCACAAAUGCAACAUCGAAAAGGCAGGCUCGCUGAACGACUGGGAGAAGGUCAAGCGGGAGCAGCUGAACGCGACCCGCAUCGUCAAACAGAUCCGCUUCAUGCUGGUGGAGAUCGAUAAAGUGCGCCAGCGGUUGCGGGCCAGCGACUACGAUCGGUUCGACGAGGGCAUCGAGUCGACGAAGAAGGACGCAUUCAACAGUAUGGCCGAGUAUAUGGCGAUGCAGCAAAGCGUACGGGCACAGUCAGCCCGCAACUAUCAACGCUCGCAGUACGACGAGGAAGGUGGCAGCGGGGACGGUAGUUCCGAAUUUCCCACCGGUGGCCGGCUGGCCUACGUCCCACAGAUUACCAGCUCGUUCAACACGGAGGAGCACGAACUGCGCCAAAGGGAGGAGUGUCUGCGCCAGAUGGAAAGCUUGCAGCGCGAAAUGGAGGACAUCCAGGAGCUGUACCAGAAGGUGCACGAGCUGGUGCACGAGCAGGGCGAAACGGUUACCCGCGUCGAGGAGAACGUGGACGUGGCCCAGAUCCAGGUGGAGGCGGGCGUGACGGCACUGCAGAAAGCGCUCGCGUACAAGAAAGCCGUCUACCCGUUGGCUGGCGCCUUCCUUGGCUCGUGCAUCGGCGGCCCGAUUGGGCUGGUCGUGGGGCUGAAAGCGGGUGGGUUGGCCGCGCUUGGUGGCGGGCUGGUUGGGUUUGCGAGUGGCAAGUUCAUCAAAAACGUGGACGCUCUUCCGGAGCCCGAUGAGGCCGGUUCGAAUGAUAGUGCGACCGAGGCAACACCCGGCACGCCCACGGAACCGGGCGAAGCAGAACCGAUUGCGUCGAAAACAUGACAGUUGCUUAACCGGUGCACCAUUCAGUAGGUCAAACGCUGUCGAACACAUACUCACCCGUUAGCCGAUGUGUUACUUUUACCGUUUUAAUGUAAUGUGCUGACACACACAAUAGCCCCGGAACAAACGCUUUGUGCAUCACAAUGAUAUCCCCCUACAAGCACUAGAGUACGCUAACGUAUACCGCCGCCUGUCGUAGUCGUUGUCGUCGUUCUAUAGCCAAUAAUGGAAAUACAUCCACGUUCUUCGUGUUACUUUAACAAAA